AAUAGAAAUUAAAAGUAGAGCUUUGGUAACAUGAAAGUAUCAGUUAACUGAUUCUUAACUAACCCUGUCCUAUGCAAAAUUUCACAAAUUCUCUGUAUCUUUGAAGUUUCAGGUGCCUCAUUAUUUCCAGUUUCCCAUUCAAAUGCAUGGAUUCUGUUUCAUUUUUCUCAGAUGAAUCUGUAAGACUGGUCAAUGGUAAAAACAGCUGUGAGGGACGUGUUGAAGUCUUACGCAAUGGAUUGUGGGGGACCGUCUGUGAUGAUUCCUGGGAUCGAAAGGAUGCAACAGUCGUGUGCAAGCAGCUUGGUUGUGGACGCGCUAUCACAGCAUAUGCAAGAGCUUACUUUGGUCAGGGCUCAGGAAAUAUAACUAUGGAUGAUGUAAAUUGUAGAGGGAAUGAGGACAGAUUGGAGGAAUGUACUCAUAAAGGAUGGUAUCUCCAUAAUUGCAACCAUGGAGAAGAUGCUGGUGUCAAGUGCUCAGGUUAUUCUACACCUGCUCCUCCGGUGAUAACGACAACCCCUGCAAAUCAGUGUGGAGGCCAAUUCACAAAAGCUUAUGGAUCCUUCUCUGGAUCUUAUUAUUCUGGAAGCCACAUCAAUGAGACCUGUGUCUGGAUAAUUCGCGUGAGGGCCUUUGAACGCAUCAAUAUUAAGUUCAAUUCUAUAAGCCUGGACUGUGAUAAAGAAAGUAUUGAGAUUUAUGAUGGACUCCAAUAUAGUUCAUCUCCAAUUGGAAGAAUUUGUUCUGCUGCCUAUCUCAACUAUACCUUUUCAUCAACUUCCAACAUAAUGACAAUAGUUUUGCAUAGAGAUUCAGAUUAUUCAGGAAAUGGAUUCUUUGCUCAUUACUACUCUGUUCCAGCAGAACCGAUACCUACUACACCAACUACUGCUCCUAAAGCUACGAGGCUUUUGUGUUCUGAUGGACACAUGAGUGCAUGGAUCAGCAUACCUUUUCUCCAUUCAGCCGGUUAUAAUGCAUCGCAAGUUUACCUGAACUCUUCAGAUAGAGAAUGUUCAGCUCAAAUCAGAGGCGAUUAUGUUUACUUUAAUAUAUCAUUCUAUGGUUGUAACACAGAGAUAAGGACAAAGAAUAAUGACACAAUAAUUUAUUACAAUGUAAUCAAGACAAUCAACUCCGAUUAUAUUAUUACAAGAAAGAAAAAUUUUCAAUUUCAUGUUUUGUGUGAAAUGAAGCAGAAUACUAUUGUGGAGACGAUGUUUAUUGCUCACAAUGCGAUUGACCUGACUCAAAGGAAAAUUGGCCAUUACAAUGUUUCUCUGGCAUUCUAUUCCUCACCAUCAUUCAGCCGUAGAAUUGUGGGAUCACCAUACUACGUUUCACUCAACCAGAAUUUAUAUCUCCAAGCUACUCUGCACAGUUCUGAUCCAAAUCUUAUACUCUUCCUAGACACAUGUGUCGCGUCUCCAGAUAGUAAUGAUUUUAGAACCUUGACCUAUGACUUAAUCCGAAGCGGAUGUGCACGAGACUCUACUUAUAGAAGCCUGUCCUCACCAAGAAACAAUAUAGUUCGUUUCCAAUUCAACUCCUUUAAGUUCCUUAACGAGUACAAUUCAGUUUACCUACAAUGUAAAUUAGUAGUGUGUAGACUAGAUGAUCAUUCAUCUCGAUGCUACCAGGGAUGUUUAAUGAGAAAGAAGAGAGGUGUGGACGAAACUCAGGAGAAGAUUAAUGUUGUUGUGGGACCACUCAAACUUCUGAAAGAUGAGAAUCAAAUCCAAAAAUGGGCACAGGAUCUACGCUUAGUAAAUGGAAGCAACAGAUGUGCCGGAAGACUAGAGGUUUAUUAUAAAGGAAUUUGGGGAACUGUUUGCGAUGACUACUUUAAUCCAACCAAUGCACAAAUAGUGUGUAAACAACUUGCAUGUGGAAAUGCAACUAAGGUGUUAGGGUGGGCGUACUUUGGCCAAGGAUCAGGGGCCAUCAGUCUGGAUGAUGUAAGAUGCACAGGAAGUGAACCCACUAUCUGGGAUUGUGCUCACGCCGGGUGGUUCAAUCAUGACUGUAAACACAAUGAGGAUGUCGGUGUUAUUUGCUCAGGCGAUACAGAAAUGCCAACCCCAACUCCAAUUUUUACAUCUGAAGAUACCACAUAUUUCCUAACUGAAAAAACCACCCAUCCAGCAACUGAGAAAGAAAUAACACUUACUAUGAGAACAUUAGAAAUGUCAAAUGGAACCACAACUUCAUCUAAGGCUACCCAUUCAAUAACCCAGAAGGAAGAAACAGUGACGCCAGGCUUGGCAGCCACUUCUCAAGGCACUGUAGAAGACUUGAAGACAUCUGCUCCCACCUCCAUAACUGGUCCUGCUGUCACCACCCCACCCCCUGAACUUUCUACACCCUCUGCAGAUGUGACUACGCAGCAAAUAAGAGAAAAAUCUCUGAGACUGGUGAAUGGAGAAGACAAAUGUCGUGGUCGCAUUGAGGUCUACUACAAUGGAAGCUGGGGAACAAUUUGUGAUGAUGGCUGGGACGUGAAUGAUGCACACGUUGUGUGUAGGCAGCUUGCCUGUGGAAAAGCCAUUGAAGCCCUACCUAAUGCUGCAUUUGGGGAAGGAACUGGCAGCAUCUUCCUGGAUCAGGUCCAGUGCAAAGGGAACGAAUCCUCUCUUGAAGAGUGCUCUCAUAAACCUUGGGGCGUUCAUAACUGUCAUCACAAGGAAGAUGCUGGGGUCAUUUGCUCAGGUCCUGCUGUCAGCACAGCACCCCCUGGUCCUGCUGUCACCACACCACCACCAGAACUUUCUACAACUUCCACAGAGCUGACUACGCAGGAAAGAAGAGAAAGUACAUUGGUAACGACAACAAGCUCAUUGACUGUACGGUUGAUGAAUGGAAAAAACAGAUGCCAGGGUCGACUUGAAAUCUUCCACAAUGGGAACUGGGGAACAGUCUGUGAUGACGGUUGGGACUUACAAGAUGCAAAGGUUGUUUGCAGACAACUUGCCUUAUCAGAACUUUCUACACCCUCUGCAGAUGUGACUACGCAGCAAAUAAGAGAAAAGUCUCUGAGACUGGUGAAUGGAGAAGAUAAAUGUCGUGGUCGAAUUGAGGUCUUUUACAAUGGAAGCUGGGGAACAAUUUGUGAUGAUGGCUGGGACAUGAAUGACGCACAAGUUGUGUGUAGACAGCUUGCCUGUGGAGAGGCCAUCCAAGCCCUACCUAAGGCUGAGUUUGGGGAAGGAACUGGCAGCAUCUUCCUGGAUGAGCUGAAGUGCAAAGGGAACGAAUCCUCUCUUGAAGAAUGCUCUCAUAAACCUUGGGGCGUUCAUAACUGUCUCCACAAGGAAGAUGCUGGGGUCAUUUGCUCAGGUCCUGCUGUCACCAAACCACCACCAGAACUUUCUACAACUUCCUCAGAGCUGACUACGCAGGAAAGAAGAGAAAGUACAUUGGUAACGACAACAAGCUCAUUGACUGUACGGUUGAUGAAUGGAAAAAACAGAUGCCAGGGUCGACUUGAAAUCUUCCACAAUGGGAACUGGGGAACAGUCUGUGAUGACGGUUGGGACUUACAAGAUGCAAAGGUUGUUUGCAGACAACUUGCCU
This is a messenger RNA of Protobothrops mucrosquamatus (brown spotted pit viper), 3576 nucleotides long. Its product is annotated as deleted in malignant brain tumors 1 protein. Gene Ontology annotation, cellular component: membrane. NCBI's taxonomy places the organism in Eukaryota, Metazoa, Chordata, Lepidosauria, Squamata, Viperidae. The transcript is spliced from 24 exons. The record is from RefSeq and is a predicted model, not a curated record. The annotation marks the transcript as partial.